AUGAGCCUCGACAAUAUAACCCCGAACGGCCUUACUACUAUAGACCGCAGCGAUGAGCUCUGGGAGGAGGCGAUGGAGCAAGUCCGAUUGUUAUCCACGUGUUGCAAGGUUGAAUCUUUGGCCGAGAGCUUGUUCGGAAAACCCGUAAACUCAAUCGACCCAUUGAUUAUUGGCGGGUUCAACGUACUAUAUCCCAUUCAAAUUAAAGAUUCAUCCCCUCACGUUCUGGUUCGCCUGCCCUGCCCCAACCAGGCCGUGUUUCCUGAAGAGAAAACACUUGCAGAAGCCGCGACGGCAGCGUACAUCAGGCAACAUACUCAACCACCAGUAUCAGAAGUCUUCUACCAUGGUAUUGAUCCCGACAUUGGGCCGUUCAUGAUCAUUCAAGAUCUCGGGUCAUGCCGAGUCAUGGGCCAGGCUCUUGAGGCUCCCGCAAAGACCCCAACGAACGUGAAAAUGGCACGGUGUGUGCUGCAGCUUCCACAACUUAGUUUUCCGCGCAUUGGAGCUCUCAUCGGGACAGGUACUGGAUCCUACGGUGUAGUAGGACGACCUAUCACCCUUAAUAUGAGUAACAUGGUUCAACUUUCCAACAUCCUCAAAUCAAUCUUUCCACCCGAAGACAUCACGUAUGAGACCGCUGAUGAGCGGUACGUGGUGUUGGCCGAAAUGCAAAUAGGAACUCUCCUCUUCCAGCACAACGAUAUUGUAUCGUCGGAGGAUGACUGCAGGACCAAUAGUCGCUCGCCAACUGUUUCGCAAAUUGGCUACACAAGGCCGACUGUCAAACUUUGGUACGGCCCUCAUGCAACGUUGCCGGCGCCAGACGGUUCGGCCUCUUUCCGCCUCUGGUCCGAUAAUUUCAGGCCCGUUGGCGUUGUCCUUGAUGAGAAUAAUAACGAGGUUCUCGGGGCCAUCGACUGGGAAUUCGCCUACGUUUGCCCAACGCAGUUCGUCUUGGACUGUCCCUGGUGGCUACUGCUAGACGUGUCCGUCCGAGAUCAUCUACGAAAGACGGCUGACGACGUGGCUUUCGGCUAUGGAAGAGGCAGAACAAGACAUGAUUCCCGGCGCUUUCCUUCUCUCGGCGUACUGCGAGAGAGCUGGGGGACGGGCCGCUUCUGGCUUAACUAUGCCGCUAGAAGGAGCUGGGCGUUUGAUACUAUCUACUGGAAGUACCUAGACCAAAGGUUCUUCGACCUGUGGAAGACAAGGGUGCAUCUUCUACGCAAAGAACGAGCAGCUAUGGAGUCGUUGGUACAAAUAAAGAUGGAAGAAUCGAAGGACCGCGUGUUGAUAAAGUGGGACGCUGACAUGGCAAGGCAGCGCCUGUCUUCCUCUCUGCUCGACUGA
Pseudomassariella vexata is the source of this 1353-nucleotide messenger RNA. RefSeq lists its product as uncharacterized. NCBI's taxonomy places the organism in Eukaryota, Fungi, Ascomycota, Sordariomycetes, Amphisphaeriales, Pseudomassariaceae. The record is from RefSeq and is a predicted model, not a curated record. The transcript has 5 exons. Bases 1 to 1353 code for a protein of 450 amino acids.